GUCCUCUCUCGGGAAGUUGCGUCUCAGUCUUCCCUCGUCGUUGACGCUAUGGCCGGAAUCCGAUUGCCGCCUGAAGACUCCGAUAUCCCUCAGGCCAGAGCUCCGACCAACGCUGAUCUGGUCUCCGAUGACGACCGCUCCGUGGCUGCCGACUCAUGGUCCAUAAAGAGCGACUACGGAAGCACUCUCGACGAUGAUCAGCGCCAUGCCGAUGCCUCCGACGCUCUCGCCUCCGGAAACUUCCGUGCCGCUUCAGAUUACAGUUCUGACAAGGAUGAACUGGAUUCUGAAGUGGUGACAUCGAUGCUAGGUCUUCAGAGUUAUUGGGAUGCUGCAUAUGCAGAUGAAUUGACAAAUUUCCGUGAACAUGGCCAUACUGGUGAAGUUUGGUUUGGGGUUGAAGUCAUGGAGAUUGUUGUUUCCUGGACCAAAAGCUUGUGCAUUGAGAUUUCUCAAGGUCACAUGCCCAAUCAUCUUGAUGAUGCCAAAUCUGAGCCUGUUGAACAGGGUGAGAAAUAUUUGUCCAGUUGGAGUGUACUCGACAUUGGAACUGGCAAUGGUUUGCUUCUUCAGGAACUCGCUAAGCAGGGGUUCUCUGAUUUAACUGGAACUGAUUAUAGUGAAGGGGCAAUUGACCUUGCUCGAAGCCUUGCUGAUCGUGAUGGGUUCACCAACAUCAAUUUUUUGGUUGACGAUGUUCUUGAGUCAAAGUUGGAAAGGCAGUUUCAACUUGUCAUGGAUAAGGGGACUUUAGAUGCCAUCGGCUUGCAUCCUGAUGGUCCUAUCAAAAGGAUCAUGUAUUGGGAUUCAAUGUCAAGACUGGUGACUCCUGGAGGAAUAUUUGUGGUCACAUCAUGUAAUAAUACAAAAGAUGAACUGAUUCGUGAAGUGGAUGCUUACAAUCAGAGAGUACUUGGUGCAUCCCAGGAGCCUGAUACUCCCAAAGACCAAGAUAUCUCUCGAGAUUCUCCUCCAUUUCGUUACAUCAAUCAUGUUCGCUCAUAUCCAACGUUCAUGUUUGGAGGAUCAGUAGGAUCACGUGUUGCUACCGUGGCAUUUCUCCGGAGCUGAAACUGGUUAAUUCUAUCAUGGGUGCAUUUUUCUGUUCAAAUGUUUUGUUUUUGGUUUUUUGCUUUUAGAUUGUUUAAUGGAAAUUGUGUAACUUAGCGACCCACGUGACUGAAGUUUCUGGGAUAUAGUUUGUUAGGGAUCCAAUGCAGUGGGAAAGAAGACGGGACUCUCAGGUUUAGUGUCUUAAGAGAUCAAUUCUGUGUAAAUCUAACCUUUCAGUUCCAAAUUUAAGAAAUGACCAUGAAUUCAACUCUAAGUCACAUUAUUUGAAUGACCUAGUUCAUUCUGCUCUUCCCUUAAA
Vitis riparia (riverbank grape) is the source of this 1372-nucleotide messenger RNA. RefSeq names its product EEF1A lysine methyltransferase 2. Gene Ontology annotation, biological process: peptidyl-lysine dimethylation; peptidyl-lysine monomethylation. The coding region runs from base 49 to 1071 and encodes 340 amino acids. The transcript is spliced from 7 exons. The record is from RefSeq and is a predicted model, not a curated record. Lineage: Eukaryota; Viridiplantae; Streptophyta; Magnoliopsida; Vitales; Vitaceae. Gene Ontology annotation, cellular component: cytoplasm. Gene Ontology annotation, molecular function: protein-lysine N-methyltransferase activity.